GUCCACAAGGUAUCCGUAACCCUCUCUCCUCCAAGUGGUGGGCAGCUUUCACACAUUUAUGGACGUUUGCAGAGAUGGCUGGAACCAAGAAAAAGUUUGUGGAAAUUGAUAUAAUUGCAGACACUGUGUGUCCAUGGUGCUUUGUGGGCAAAAGAAACCUUGACAAAGCUCUGGAGGAAGGUAAUGAUCGAUACGAGUUUGAGCUCAGAUGGCAUCCAUUUCAAAUUGAUCCUGAAAUCCCUAAAGAAGGCACUUACAAGAAAGAGUUUUAUGAUACAAAGAUGGGCGCUGAUGUGGCUGAAGUGUUUGAGACCCGUAUGGCAGAUAUCUUUUCAAACCAUGACAUGACCUAUAAGAUCGAUGGACUCACGGGAAAUACUAUUGAGAGUCACAGGCUUAUAUAUUUUGCUGGGCUGCAGGAUCGUGAUAAGCAGCAUGAUCUUGUGGAUGAGAUCUGUCUUGGAUAUUUCACAGAUGGGAGAUUCAUUGGGGACAGGGAUUAUCUUCUGAAAUGUGCUGAAAAGAUUGAAAUAGAAGGGGCAGCAGAGUUUCUUGAUGACCCCAACAAUGGGCUCACUGAGGUCAGGGAAGAGCUUAAGAAGUACUCAGAAGUAAAAGGAAUCCCAUAUUUUGUGAUCAAUGGAAAGGAAGAAUUUGCUGGUGCCCAACCAACUGAGGUCUUCCUAGCUGCUUUUGAAGCAGCUACAAAAUGAUACAACUUCACAUCAGCAUUCACUCUCUAGCUCCAAUAAGAAUGCAAACCUUGGAAAUAUGUUUUAAAUGCUGACUAAUUUCCUUUUGUUAAACAAUUUUGUAUGUUGUGUUAUUAGAGUGUAAUCGGAAUCAUUGAUUAGGUGAAAUCAUAUUUGAAUAUGCGAUCUUGAUUCACAGUCUAGUGACAUAUUAGAUAUCCGGCAAGAGAACAUUCAUCUCGAUACAACUAUCCUAAUGUGUAUCCCUUUUUAUCCUGCUUUUACAUAUAUUGUAUGGGCAAAUAUACAGACAUAUCUCAAUCCUUGUGUUGUUGAGACAAAUAAUUUGGACAAUGUUGUUCAGUCUUU
Messenger RNA from Prunus dulcis (almond), 1061 nucleotides. RefSeq lists its product as uncharacterized. Gene Ontology annotation, molecular function: oxidoreductase activity. NCBI's taxonomy places the organism in Eukaryota, Viridiplantae, Streptophyta, Magnoliopsida, Rosales, Rosaceae. The record is from RefSeq and is a predicted model, not a curated record. The coding region runs from base 75 to 713 and encodes 212 amino acids. The transcript is spliced from 7 exons.